AGAAUGCUUCCUGCCAUUGUGUUUCUACAAUUUUUGCUCACCUGUUAUGGAGAAGAAUUUUUUGUCUAUCCAACUCUACUGCAACGGCGGGCUGCUACGUCAAACUUAGUCCUUCAUAUUAAUGACAAGAUAAUACUGAAUCUUGAGAGGAGCUCCGUGCUGGCGGAUGAACUGCGUUUCAUUACGACCAGUGACCAAGGGAACGAACUCGACAUGGUAGACACAUCUUCUAUCCAAGAGAGCCUGUACCACGACACACAUCACCAAUCCUCUGUUAGAAUACGCGAGCAAGACGGCUUUGUGCAAGUCGAGGGUGUGAUCAACAGCAAGCUGAGGAUAAAGCCACUACCUGAAAGUGAAAGGUCAUCGCAAGGUCGGUUGCUCCACAAGGUAUAUGAAGUGCACGAGAGACAAGAAGGAUCUUUCAGGGAAGGUCAAGUGCUUGAGCGUUUCCAAAACGAUGACCAGAAUAAUAGGCGUCGCCACAAGUCUCAAGAGCAAUGA
Messenger RNA from Dermacentor silvarum, 504 nucleotides. RefSeq names its product venom metalloproteinase antarease-like TtrivMP_A. The coding region runs from base 4 to 504 and encodes 166 amino acids. NCBI's taxonomy places the organism in Eukaryota, Metazoa, Arthropoda, Arachnida, Ixodida, Ixodidae. The record is from RefSeq and is a predicted model, not a curated record. The transcript is spliced from 6 exons.